This is a messenger RNA of Ilex paraguariensis (yerba mate), 732 nucleotides long. NCBI's taxonomy places the organism in Eukaryota, Viridiplantae, Streptophyta, Magnoliopsida, Aquifoliales, Aquifoliaceae. The record is from the annotation of a GenBank genome assembly.
AUGUCCAGCCAUGAUUCUUCACUUUUCUCAAUGAAGGUUCACUACAAUGGUCAAUUUACAGAGAGUCCAAACAAAGCUUAUGUUGGGGGCAAAAUAAAUUACAUAGAUGACUGUGAUUGUGAACUGAUGUCGCUCAUUGAAAUGGAUGAUAUAACUAAUACUCUUAGUUAUGCUCCAUAUAUUGGAUUUUACUACAAAUUUUCUGGGUUGGAUUUGGACAAAGGGCUAGUACAUAUGAGUAGUGAUGAACAUGUAUUGGAUAUGUCACAUCAUUUGCAUAAAAACAGGGUAGCUCAAGUAUAUUUUAAACAUAUAGGAGGUAUUAAAUUACUGGAGAGUCAAACUGGAUCAUCUAGAGGCAAAAACAAUCAUUCUGUUGAUGGUGAUCACCCAAUUGAUGACAAUGGCAUAGGGGAUGGGGAAGCAUCAGAAUCUGAAUGCAGUGAAUGUGAAGAUUUGGUUGAUAAUGAUUAUGAAAGUGAGUAUGAUGACAUGUUGUAUGAGAAUUGUGUUGAUCAUGAAGUUGAAUGGACUAGUUUGAAAAGUAACAGCCAAAAAACAACAGUAACAGGCAUAAGGCAUGGCUUAGACCCAAGUGACUCAGAUGGUGAUUCUGAGGACAUUGUAAGUUGUUGUAGUUCAUCUGACGGAGAGACUGAUGCAAGAAAAAAAAAUCAAAAUUUGAAGUGUUUAAGGAAAACAAAGAUAAUGAAAACCCAAAAUUUAAGCUAA